Molecule: messenger RNA, 1167 nt
Organism: Saxophila tyrrhenica
Lineage: Eukaryota; Fungi; Ascomycota; Dothideomycetes; Mycosphaerellales; Extremaceae
Exons: 2
Coding region: 1-1167 (388 amino acids)
Source: RefSeq, a predicted model, not a curated record
AUGCAUACAACACCUUCUUUCGACCUCACUCGUUACACAGGCACGAUAGGCGUACGAAGGAGGGAAACUCUGGCCGCCGAAGGAGGAACAUAUCCGGCCAAGCCACACGCCACGCACAGACAUCGCCAGCAACCUCACCACAUGCCGUCGUUAAUCAUCAAACCCCCAUACGAGCAAAGCGGCAUACCAUCGGCCUCAGCUGCGAAACUAUCACAUCAAGCAGACGGUUCGCCACUCAACAACGACAGCAACACUAACGCGACUGCCGAAGAGGCAGCACCCACGUCGCCAGUAGCGCCUGAAUACUCCCCCAUCACACCGCGAGCGCAACCGGCUCUGCCCGCCAUAUACGAACCGCAGACCAUUAGCGGGAGCAACGACUAUGGUCAGCCAGCUCCAAUACCGACCUCGGUAGCGCGGCCUCCAUCUCCACCACCAACCGCAGAGUUCAUCCCAGAACCUGCGCCCCAACCUUUCUCUGGCGAAGAUGCUACGGACGCGAUAGCGCUGAGAGCGGCGAUAUCCUCGCUGCAGUUCCAGAAGAAGAAGGCGCAGGAUGAUAUCAGACGACUCGAGAAGAUCAAACAGAAGGCUUUAGAUGAGCCAGAGCUGUUCAAGAGUGAGCUUGCAGCCGGUCGGUUGCAGGAGCAGAGGCCGAAGAUUGGCGAUCUACGAGCUAUCCUGGAUCAUGAGGGCAGCGAUGAUGACGACGAGGAGGUCGUGCUGGGAGCCGUCGCAGAUGGUGAAGACGUGGAGAUGAAGGAUGCUGAAAUACCAGACUCACAACCAUCACGGCUAACAUCUUCCGACCCAGCGCAGGCCAGAAAGUCAAGCAUUGCGCCAUUCGACCGCAUACCCGGACCUCAGAAUGUUGUACGUAUGCCAUACGUUAACUGGGAAAAAUACCACAUCACCGGCUCGCCACUCGAGAGUAUGCACGAGCAGCAGCGAAGGUGGCCUGGCAAUACCGCGUACGGAACAGACAGAGGCCGAGAGCAGACAGUGGCUGCGCCAUACAGUCCGUGGCUCGAUUCUCUUGACGGGCAGGGACAGCAGAGAUGGGGGAGGAAUGACAGCAUGGCUGUUACGACGCCUACCACUGCUGUGACACCGACGAGCGCGGAUAACAUGCAUGUUAUGGAGACUAGGAAGAAGAGCAAUCAGUGA